AUGGAGAGUAUCAUCGAUGCCGAUGCAUCGGGCGCCCGCGCGACCUUGAGACAGAGAGUGACCAACGCCUGUGAAGCGUGCAGGGUGGCCAAGGUCAAGUGCCAGACCGGGAUACAACCUGGAAUCUGUCAAAGGUGUCUCGAGUUCAAGAGAGAAUGCAUCUUCCGCACCGGCCCCAGAACCCGCCGCCCGCGCCAAUCCAGACUGAACCAGGACGCCCCAAGACCUCCUCCACCACCGGGGCCAUCCAAGACCUUCAGCAUUGACUUUGGCAUGCCUCAGUUGGAAGAGCCCGACGACUUUGAGACUAUUGCCGCACAACACGAGAGGUACUUCGAAGAGCUCAUACCUUUGUCUGACCCGGAGUCCAUCAACAUCAUGCUCGGCCUCGAGGACCCCGGUAGCGGGCCCUACUCUACCAUAUCAACCCCGCCGUCCUCAGGCUCAGGCCCGUCAAUCUCCGUAUCGAACCUCGGCCUCAAACCCCAGUUCAACCUCGACUCCGCCGAGAAACUUCUGCAGACUUUCCGCGCCAUGUUGAAGCAUUUUCCCUGCGUGGCACUUCCACCGGACGCUACGGUCAUGUCUCUGUCCAAGACCAAGCCGUUCCUGCUUCUCGCCAUUCUUUCAACGGCGUCCGCCUCCAGUGCGUUACAGGGACACACACUUUACGAUGAAGAGUUCCGCAAGAUCCUCGGCCUCAAAUUCGUGGCUGGCAGCGAGCGAACCCUGGAGCUCCUCCAAGGCCUGCUCAUCUAUACGGCGUGGUAUCCUUUUCACCUCCGGCCAAAGAGCAAACAGGGCUUUCACUACGUCCGCAUGGCAGCCGAGAUCCUCCACGACCUCGGUCUCGACCACCCACCCUACCAAAACGCGGGCGUGUCUACCCCACCUAUAGCGGACCAGAUGGAAGGCAUCCGCGCCUACUUGUCGUGCUACUAUCUGGUUACAGCGCACGUGCUGCCCUACCUGCAAAUGUCUCCAGCACGACUCCCGUACACCUCGUGGACCGGUACCUGCUGCGACCUCCUCGAGCGCAGCUCUGCUCUCAAGGGAGACCAUACCCUUGCGUGGCUCGCAAGAUUACUGCACAUCACCGAGGAGGCGUCUGAGAUGAUGAAGAAUGCUCCGGCCACGGAGCAGGCGAAACAACAGGCUCACUUCAUGUUUCUCGGGCUCGAUAGCCAGCUCAGGGAAUGGCAAAACCAAUUACCCAGCAGUCUAGGUGACGUUAAUUCUAUCAAAAUUGCAACCCUGUUCACCGAAAUUUUCCUCCUCGCCGGUCCCAUCUACCGCCUCGCCUCCACAUCGAAGAUGGGCGAUCCAUUUCUCGGCCCGCCCAUCCCCGCCCCGCGCCUCGAGCGUUGCCUGGUGCUCCUACGCAGCUUCUUCGAUUUUACCGUCAACCUCGACAAAACCGCCUUCCUCGAGAUGAGCUGCAUCGAUUGGUGCCGCUUCAUUCAGGUCGUCAUCGUUGCCGUCCGCGUGUCUUUUCCACUGCCGCUGUGUCCUGAGUGGGACCACGCGCGGGCUCGUGAACAGCUGCAGUUCGACUCCUACCUCGCCAAACUGUCGGCGCACCACGAGGAGUUGACGCCGUCGACGAAGAGCAUGGACGUCUAUUCUGCGAGCCAGGUCGUGUUCGCGGUUAUCAAGCGCAAGUACGAGGGCCGCAUGGCGAAUAUUUGUGCACCGGUGAACCAGCUGCCAAGGAGUAUUCGCGGAUGCCCCAUGUUCGAUGGGAGUCUGGAUCCUUAUUUUCCCAUAUGGGACCAGGACAUCAACCUGACCGGCGCACACGGGUUGGUCCCGCCUGUGCUAAAUGGAACGACGACGGCGGUGAACGGCCAGGAUCUCUACAAUGACCUGUGGGCUACGAUGACCAUGGGUCCAGAGGAGAUGAAUGGGGAUUCAGAUCAGGGUUUCGAUCUGAUCUAA
This is a messenger RNA of Colletotrichum graminicola M1.001, 1938 nucleotides long. RefSeq lists its product as uncharacterized. Gene Ontology annotation, cellular component: nucleus. The record is from RefSeq and is a predicted model, not a curated record. Gene Ontology annotation, molecular function: zinc ion binding; DNA-binding transcription factor activity, RNA polymerase II-specific; transcription cis-regulatory region binding. Lineage: Eukaryota; Fungi; Ascomycota; Sordariomycetes; Glomerellales; Glomerellaceae. The transcript has 6 exons. Gene Ontology annotation, biological process: regulation of DNA-templated transcription. Bases 1 to 1938 code for a protein of 645 amino acids.